Cooperia oncophora is the source of this 576-nucleotide messenger RNA. Lineage: Eukaryota; Metazoa; Nematoda; Chromadorea; Rhabditida; Trichostrongylidae. The record is from the annotation of a GenBank genome assembly.
AUGGGGUCCACGACCUUCAGCCGCAGAUCACAAACAAGCGUGGGCAACUUUACACCGUGCACGGAGUGGCGCCAGGCCUCAGGGAUUUCCGCCUUUCGCGAUUGCAUUAAGGAAAAAUCGGAAAAAACCAAUGUAUCUCUCGAGCGGAUACCUUUCAUGUACGAGCGGAUCUUUCGGGCAGUGAGGGAUGCCAUCAUCGCAGCUGGCGGACCAGAGGACAUACGAAUUGUAUUGGACUUUGAGAAAGCCGCCAUUAACGCGGCCAGGAGGUGCUUCCCAAGCGCAUCAACGGAGGGGUGCGCUUUCCAUGCGCAUGGAACAAACAAAGAGAUGAUCUUGGGUUGCUCCCGCAGGAGGAUUGAAAGCUGGUGGAACACUAUAAAGGGGCUCAUCUUUUUACCACCACACCUACACCGUCGGGUCCCCGCGCGUUUCCAACCACCAGUUCCUAGGGGACAUGGUGCGUAUGGGUUCUGCGCACAGUUCCUCGACUACCUUCAGCGCAACUGGUACGAGGGCCCUUUCAGGACAUGUGGAACAAAUGGAACAAGAAAAGUCUCCGCACCACUAAUGUAG